AUGUCUCGCGCACCGCCUUCGGGCGGCUCUAGGAAGAUCUCCUUCAACGUGUCGGAGCAGUAUGAUAUUCAGGAUGUGGUGGGCGAGGGGGCAUAUGGCGUGGUGUGUUCGGCGCUGCAUAAGCCUUCGGGGCAGAAGGUUGCGAUUAAGAAGAUUACUCCCUUCGACCACAGCAUGUUCUGCCUUCGAACUCUCCGCGAGAUGAAGCUCCUCCGCUACUUCAAUCACGAGAACAUCAUCUCCAUCCUCGACAUUCAAAAGCCGCGCAACUUCGAGAGCUUCUCCGAAGUCUACCUCAUCCAAGAGCUCAUGGAGACAGACAUGCACCGCGUCAUCCGCACUCAAGAGCUCUCCGACGACCACUGCCAAUACUUCAUUUACCAAACCCUCCGCGCCCUCAAAGCCAUGCACUCCGCCAACGUCCUCCACCGCGACCUCAAGCCCUCCAACCUCCUCCUCAACGCCAACUGCGACCUCAAAGUCUGCGACUUCGGCCUCGCCCGCUCCGCCGCCAGCACGGAAGACAACCAGGGCUUCAUGACCGAAUACGUCGCCACGCGCUGGUACCGCGCCCCCGAGAUCAUGCUCACCUUCAAAGAAUACACCAAAGCCAUCGACGUGUGGUCCGUCGGCUGCAUCCUCGCCGAGAUGCUGUCGGGCAAACCCCUCUUCCCCGGGAAAGACUACCACCACCAACUCACCCUCAUCCUCGACGUCCUCGGCACGCCCACAAUGGAAGACUACUACGGCAUCAAGUCCCGGCGCGCGCGUGAGUACAUCCGCAGCCUACCCUUCAAGAAGAAGAUCCCGUGGAAGGUCAUGUUCCCGAAAACCUCAGACCUGGCGCUGGAUCUGCUGGAGCGGCUGCUGGCGUUCAACCCCGUGAAGAGAAUUAGCGUGGAGGAUGCGCUGAAGCAUCCGUAUCUGGAGCCGUAUCAUGAUCCGGAGGACGAGCCGACGGCGGAGCCGAUUCCCGAGGAGUUUUUCGAUUUCGAUAAGAAUAAAGACAAUUUGAGUAAGGAGCAGUUGAGGCGCCUGAUUUACGAGGAGAUCAUGCGGUGA
Saxophila tyrrhenica is the source of this 1062-nucleotide messenger RNA. RefSeq names its product mitogen activated protein kinase. The record is from RefSeq and is a predicted model, not a curated record. The coding region runs from base 1 to 1062 and encodes 353 amino acids. The transcript has 4 exons. Gene Ontology annotation, molecular function: MAP kinase activity; ATP binding. NCBI's taxonomy places the organism in Eukaryota, Fungi, Ascomycota, Dothideomycetes, Mycosphaerellales, Extremaceae. Gene Ontology annotation, cellular component: cytoplasm; nucleus. Gene Ontology annotation, biological process: protein phosphorylation; intracellular signal transduction.